Penicillium arizonense is the source of this 1170-nucleotide messenger RNA. Its product is annotated as methionine aminopeptidase MAP1. The transcript has 3 exons. Gene Ontology annotation, biological process: proteolysis. Gene Ontology annotation, molecular function: metalloaminopeptidase activity. The record is from RefSeq and is a predicted model, not a curated record. Lineage: Eukaryota; Fungi; Ascomycota; Eurotiomycetes; Eurotiales; Aspergillaceae. Bases 1 to 1170 code for a protein of 389 amino acids.
AUGGCCGGUCCUCGCAAAUGCCAGGGCACGGACUGCCCCAACCCCGCAGGCACUCUGCAAUGUCCGACAUGUCUGAAGAGCGGCACGGACAGCUUCUUCUGUUCGCAGGACUGUUUCAAGCGAAGCUGGGCUGAACACAAGACCACCCACAAGAAGAGUAAUAUCCUCACCAACCUUUUCCCUCCGAAGGUAGUUUCUGAACCAGAUCCAGCUACCGGCAACUAUAACCCGUACCCAUCCUUCCCUUACAGCGGUUCCUUGCGACCCGUCUACCCUCUCUCCGCCAAGCGAACCAUUCCCAAGUCGAUCCCGCACCCGGACUACGCCCGCGAUGGUAUCCCUCGUUCCGAGCAGAAGCUCAUUGGCCGCCAUAACAUUACUAUCCUGAACAAGGAGGAGCAGGAAGGCAUGCGCAAGGUUUGCCGACUGGCUCGUGAGGUUUUGGAUGCCGCUGCUCGCGAAUUGAAGCCCGGAGUCACGACAGACUACAUUGAUGAGGUUGUCCACAAGGCUUGCAUAGAGCGUGAUUCUUACCCCUCGCCAUUGAACUAUAUGCACUUCCCCAAGUCCGUCUGUACCUCGGUUAACGAGACUAUCUGUCACGGUAUUCCCGACCAAAGACCUCUGGAAGAUGGCGAUAUUGUCAACAUUGAUGUUACUUUGUACCACAAGGGCUUCCACGGAGAUAUCAACGAAACCUACUAUGUUGGGGACAAGUCGCUCGCAAACCCCGACGCUGUUCGCGUGGUGGAAACCGCGCGUGAAUGUCUGGACAAGUCAAUUGACUUGGUCAAGCCUGGGAUGCUUUUCCGUGAUCCCGGAAAUGUAAUCGAGAAGCACGCCAAGAGCCGCAACUGCAGUGUUGUCAAGACCUACUGUGGUCAUGGUAUCAACCAGCUCUUCCACUGCGCACCAAACAUCCCUCACUACGCUAAGAACAAGGCUGUCGGCACUGCGAAGCCCGGUAUGUGCUUCACUAUUGAGCCUAUGAUCAACAUUGGUACCCACCGUGACCGUACCUGGCCCGACGAUUGGACCAGCACCACCCAAGAUGGAUCCCUUUCUGCUCAGUUUGAGCACACUAUGCUGGUAACCGAAGAUGGUGUCGAGGUUCUGACUGCCCGUCUGCCCGACUCACCUGGUGGUCCAGUUCCUAUGCCCUUGGCAUAG